Thamnophis elegans (Western terrestrial garter snake) is the source of this 528-nucleotide messenger RNA. RefSeq names its product Xg glycoprotein (Xg blood group) (gene XG). Gene Ontology annotation, biological process: positive regulation of neutrophil extravasation; T cell extravasation; homotypic cell-cell adhesion. The coding region runs from base 1 to 528 and encodes 175 amino acids. The record is from RefSeq and is a predicted model, not a curated record. Lineage: Eukaryota; Metazoa; Chordata; Lepidosauria; Squamata; Natricidae. The transcript has 9 exons.
AUGGUGAAGCUGCCAGUUGUUUUUUUGUGCAUUGGAUAUGUUCUGUUAACUCUUGCAGAUGAUGGCGAUUUUGACUUAAAAGAUGCUCUUGACCCAAAUGAUAAGCCUUCUGAACCAACAAAAAAGCCACCAGGGGGUAACAAACCUCGACCUAACUUAUAUCCUGACCUUAGACCGUAUUCAGGUAAUCAUGGAAAUGGUGGAAAUUCCUUUAAUGGUGGCGGUGGUGGCAGCAUUGGAACUGGUGGUUUUAAUGACCUAGAUCUCAAUGAUGGAAAACCUUUAGCUCCACAUCCAGCAGGUGAGAAAGAGCAAACUUCUGGUCAAGAUGGAAAUAUGGUUGAUUCUGCUACGACAGCUCAGAUUACAUCUCCUGUUGUUGCUGUAGCUGUGAUACUGACUGUUGGCGCCAUAGCUGGCUAUUCUGCUUAUAAGCAGAAAAGAUACUGUUUUAAACCAAGAGAAUUGACUAGCAUCAGAAAUAUGCUUCGGAUAUCAUAUGAACCAUCAGUAAGGACAUUUGAUUGA